Molecule: messenger RNA, 3734 nt
Organism: Schizophyllum commune H4-8
Lineage: Eukaryota; Fungi; Basidiomycota; Agaricomycetes; Agaricales; Schizophyllaceae
Exons: 6
Coding region: 45-3650 (1201 amino acids)
Source: RefSeq, a predicted model, not a curated record
CUCUGUUCUCGUACUUCCACCUUCCCAUCCAACACACAUUUGCCAUGGCGCCGCUCACAGAUCAAGAGAUAUACAAGAAAGUGACGAAGAAUCCGCAAGGGGACAGGCCCGACGCAGACUAUUAUGGCGAUGUGCUAUACCAUGUCUAUGUCUCUCAGGUGCUGAAUGCUAAAGACGAGAAACUCGUGAAGGGGCCACAACAUUUUCGCGAGUUGCUGUUUCAGGAUCCCACCCAACUGGAUGUGGUCGUGGCGGCUCAUGCACGACAAGAUUACACUGAUAUACGGGAUGACGUGCUACAUCUGUCGAGGAGGAUCAUCGCGCCCAACGUAUCCGAUACGCCGAUUCACAUCACACCUUCGCAGCCGCCGUUACCUUCCAAAGCAGAAGCCUUCAACAAUGCGAUCAAAGCCUUCCUUGACACCAUACGAGAGUCGAUCGAGAAGCUUGCAAGGGGGGAAGUUGGUUCACCUGACUGGCACCCUCCCGAGUGCACACCCUCGACGUACGUGCCAUUUCUGGAGGACCUGCACCUCCCCUGCACGACCGAGCAUCCCCACUCGCCCAGUCUGUUGCUGCACCAGCUUGGCGACUUGACCGAACAAACUGAGGCUCGCGAAUGCUUGAACAUGAUAUUUCGCAAGCAGGUGACCUACUUGUGCAACGUCGCAGGCGCUGGAAAGACCCGCCUUCUCUUGGAGGGCCUUACUUUGCAUUGGGGAUUCUUCUUCACCCUGCAUAAGACCUCCUGGGGCGUGGGUUCCAAUGACUGGACGCACGCUUUGAGUUUUAUCGAGCACGAGUCAGACUUCAGCGUGACCAUUCCCCCUCCGCGAGGUAGCGCGGACAAGGACGAUACAUAUCGAAAUCGGCUACACUCCAAUCAAGCUAUUGUACGACGGCGCGUUCUUGCAGUCCUUCUGGCUCGCCUCCUUGUCUUCAGGCUCUUCGUCGAUCAUCUGCCGCCGAACUUGACGUCGAAGGAGGAAUCAACGUAUCGCAAGCGCUGGGUGUCUCUACAGGUUGACCCCGGCUUGCUUCCUUCUCACUAUAAGCGCGACAUCUUCUACGAGCUCACUGAUCUCAUUCUCGAACACAUUCCGGAUGCGAGUAGUACAGCGACACUUCUCCACCCACGUGUCAAAGAAGCUAUCGCAGCCGUACUGCCCGUCAGGCCGGGCCAGCCUGCUACUGGCCCCAUGGGGGAUCGAGAUUUCUACUUCAUUGUGGACGAAGCUCAGUACGCUGCCCAUGAUCUCAAGGAUGCAUUCCGUGCUGGCACGAAGUCGAAUACGAGUGGGAACACCCAGUCAGAGCCGGAGCAUCGUCCCCUUCUCCGUCAGAUCCUCCAUGCACUCCUAGAUGAUUGUCGCAGUCGCCCAGUGCAUGCUAUACCGACGGGCACCAGCAUUUCGCAGGCCGAUUUCCUCAACGCUAUCAAAAGUGCGUUCGGCCAGGCGCUGCCCCAGAAGACUGCGCGUUAUACCGGUGGAAUCCAUACCCAGCAGGAUGUCCAGGCGUUCGCGGGGCGCGUCCUGCCACCCAGCUAUCUGUCGACUACAUCCGGGCAGCGACUAGUGGAGCGGAUGUUCAAGUGGCUCCCGGGAAGGUUUCGACUUAUGGCGCGAUUUCUCACAUACGUCCUUCAGAACGGACUGAGAUCACCACAUCAGCUGUUGAACAGCUUCGUAUUCGCAUACACCGCUGGCUAUGAACCUACUGAUGGUGCGGAUAUGACGGAGAUGGAAGAAGAAAAAAUCCCACUGGCGCUUGUCAAGCAAGGUGGAGACGAGCAGAUUGACUUCGACAGCAUAGAUCAUGAUGAAAGCAUCAGGAAAACAGUCAGCAACACUGUUCGACCUCUCGUCUUCAAUUACAUCAUGAAAUCUAUCAAGAAGACGAUUGUCAGCGAGGCUUAUUCCCCGCUGCUAGUUCAGCUGGGGUUUGCGCACUAUGACACACCGGACGACUCGUCCGUCAAACUUGGAGGACCUCAAGAAGCAACGAUCGACGAGCCCGUGAUCAUCCUGCGCUUGGCGACGUGGCUGAACGGCAAGGCCGAUUAUUCCGCGUAUCAUUACUACGCUAAACACCUCAAGCUCAACGAGGCAGAUGGUUCCAACAACGGAUGGGAGAACUACAUGGCGCAUUGCCUCAUACGGCUGUUCUCCGAGAACCCGUCUGUCCCCCUUCGCGAUAUCUUCGACCCUUUACGCACCGCUGCACGCAACAAGUUCCCCGGGCUCAUGAACCAGACAGCGCAGAUCGUGCGCGUGUACCGCUCGGGUAAAACUGUCCGCCCAUACUGCAUGUGGGGCGAUGUACGCGACAACUAUGCUCCUCACGUAACCCACGCUCAACAUGAGAGCAUUCACCCUCGCGUUCCCGACCUCUGUCUUGGCGACACUCCUCAUACGGAAGGCAAAGACUCUCCCGAUGAAGCUGCACUCAAGAAGAAAUAUGAGCAGACGAUCUCGUGGCUGAAAAGCAACUCGACGGCGAUCUUCUUUCCUGAUACGAACUUCGGUCCCGACCUCAUGUUCGUCCUUCGUUUGCAGGACGGCACGUUUUGCUGGCUGGCUGUGCAGUGUAAAUUGGUCACACCGACGACGACGAUGUGUAAGGUGCCGCCGGAGGCCGUACAGUCUGCUCUACACUCGGUCACGCCGCAGAACUUCUUUCUUUCGAAGAACAGGAAAGUGCCCGUAGAGUACGAACGACAGAGGAAUAAGGACGCGCUCGACGCCCUCAAAGAGUUGCCUCAUCGCACGUCCCUUGCGGGGGAGUUCAGCUGCAUACGCGCUGUCGCUCUCUUUCCUGGCAAGGUCAAAUUGGAAAAGAAAGCCCGCCAGGAUCGGGACAGUCAUCCGCUCGUCGCAGUGAACUUUGCACGCCUGAAGCAUGCUGUGUCUGGCCUCGAACCGCGCCUGGUACUAGAAGAACAUGAACAAGCGAAGUUCAAGGAAGCCCGCGCCAAUGUGGACAUUGCCACGGCCGCGAAGCAGAAGGAGGGGCAGAAGGAGAAAACGGAGAGCAAGUUUGCUGCGAUGGCGGUGCAGCAGGCAGUAGGGAAGGUGCUCGGGAAGCCCAGCAGUCCUGUACACCGCCCUCGGUCUCGAAACAAUCUGGCCCUCUCCGAUGCUGGCCCUCCCGGACCCUUACAUCGGCUCUACCGCGCGCACGACGACUUCGAACCAUCUUGGUCCGCCCAUGCACCCUUGCGCCCCCAUUUCGACCCGAGCGCGUUGCCUGCUCUUGAUGAGUUGGUGCCGGACGACGCCACCGUGGCCUCAGGUCCUCCACCGACCGAGAGCGAGUACACGUCGGGCUCGCACGCUAGUACAUCGUAUCCGCCCUCCACCGUCUUCUCGCACGGUCAGUAUGCCAGCGGCGCGGCCUCCGCUCCCAACCUGUCCUCGGACGGCAGCGGAGGGGCAGCUCUGACGCGGGAUCACCUAGAGCAGUUGCAGCAAUCCAUGAAUAGCGACAGCGCGCUGCACACGACGAGGUCGGCCAUGCUUCCGCCGCCACCACCGACUCGCCAACGCUCGAGUGCGUCGUCGUCGACGAAACGAUCGGCCGCGGCCUCGGACGACGCGGACACCGUAUCCUCGCUCAGUACCGUGACGAAGAAGCGGAGGCAUCGCUGAAUCCGCUACGUGUGUGAGUAGAUCCAGCUCGCACAUGGUCCGCUCGUCGUCUUGCACGCGGCAGCUCCUGCGACCUCUGGUCAU